GCACAGCACGGAGAGGAGCCCAGGGGUGGCGGUGCCGGCUCGGAACCGGAGCGAAAGCAGCUCGGGAACAGCGCGGAACCAGCGCGGCAUCACCGCGGGCCUCCCUCACCCGCGGCCCGGCCGGCAGCGCCCACACGCCGCGGGCACCCGGCUGCUUUCCGUGCCGCAUCCCGGCCCUUGUGUGCCCCCUCCUUUGGCCGGGACUCUCCGCCGGGAUCUGCGCUGUUGUUGUUGUUGGCCGGCGCGGUCGCAUCGAGGAUAUUUUGGCUCGCCCGGAGGCAGCGGCGCCUCGAUCGCUUGGACGCCGCGUGUGGGGCCGGGAGCGUCGGGGGCCAGAUGAGUGACUUUGGGAUCAGGAACAUGGAUCAAGUGGCUCCCGUGUCGAACAUGUACAGAGGAAUGCUCAAGCGUCAGCCGGCGUUUGACACCUUUGACAGCUCAAACUCGCUUUUUGCUGGAUAUUUCUUCUCACUCAGUGAAGACCAAACGCUUCAGGAGGUGCCAACAGGAUUUGACUCCACUUCUUAUGAGUCCAACAACUGUGAAUUGCCUCUGUUAACCCCAUGCAGCAAGGCUGUGAUGAGUCAGGCCCUGAAAGAUACUUUCAGUGGUUUCACAAAGGAACAGUGUCGGCUGGGUAUCCCAAAUAAUCCCUGGCUUUGGACUGAACAGCAAGUUUGCCAGUGGCUUUCAUGGGCUACCAAUGAGUUCAGUUUGGCAAAUGUGAACUUCCAUCAGUUUCUUAUGAGCGGCCAAGACCUGUGCAACCUGGGCAAGGAGCGUUUCCUGGAACUGGCACCUGACUAUGUGGGUGAUAUUCUGUGGGAACACCUGGAACAGAUGAUAAAAGACAGCCAAGAGAAAACACAGGAUCAAUAUGUGGAGAACUCUCACCUCACAUCAGUUCCUCACUGGGUCAAUAAUAAUUCCUUAACUGUUAACGUAGAUCAGAAUUCCUAUGGAAUGCAAAUGCCUGGAUACCCUAAACCCCUGAGUUAUCCCAAACCCAAUCUCCUGACUGACGUCUGUCAGACUUCCACGGCCCCGAAUCUCCUCAACCCAGAACAAGACUUCCCAUUGUUCCCUAAAACCCAAGCAGAUGCUGUUGGUGUGAACUACUGUGCAGUAAACCAAGAUUUCCCAAGGAACAAUCUCAAUUUGCUGAUGGAUAACUCUGGCAAGCUGAGAGAGCACGAAUCCAGCGACAGUGGUGCUGAGAGCUAUGAGAGCUCAGACUCCAUGCUGCAGUCCUGGAACAGCCAAUCCUCCCUGGUGGAUUUGCAGCGUGUGCCGUCCUACGAGAGCUUUGAGGAUGACUGCAGCCAGUCCCUGUGCCUGAACAAACCUACCAUGUCCUUCAAAGACUACAUUCAAGAGAGGAGUGAUCCUGUGGAGCAAGGGAAACCAGUUAUACCAGCAGCCAUCCUGGCUGGCUUUACUGGCAGUGGACCUAUCCAGCUGUGGCAAUUCCUUCUGGAGUUACUGACUGACAAGUCCUGUCAGUCCUUCAUUAGCUGGACAGGAGAUGGAUGGGAAUUUAAACUUGCUGACCCAGAUGAGGUGGCACGGCGCUGGGGCAGGAGGAAGAACAAGCCCAAGAUGAACUACGAGAAGCUGAGCCGGGGGCUGCGCUAUUACUACGACAAGAACAUCAUCCACAAGACGUCGGGCAAGCGCUACGUGUACCGCUUCGUCUGCGACCUGCACAACCUGCUGGGCUACACCCCUGAGGAGCUGCACGCCAUGCUGGGUGUCACACCCGACACUGAGGACUGAGCCUGCCUGGGGACACCGCUCUGGAGUCACCAGUGAGGACAGGACACCGUGGGGACAUUGGCCGGGAGCCGCAGUGCGCGGGGAGGUGGGGGAGCCGCCCCAGGCGGGACCUUCAUCCUUUUUGUGACCGUGGAGAGCUGGAUGGGAGCCAGCAGGGCUCUGGGGGAGCGGCCACAACCCCGAGGCACAACCCCCGAGGCACAGGGAUGCUCCUGGGCUCAGCGUUUCAGCCCUGCCCAGCGCUUUGACACUGCCCUGCAAGGAUGGGGUUGGCUUUGAAACCAAAGGUUGGCUGUGAGAAACCAGCAGAACUCUUGGCUGGGAUGUUUUUCAAACACCACCGUCCUCGUGCAGUUUAUUUAAAAGCAAAGUAAUUUAUUUUAAAUGAGCAGUAAGGAGAACUGGUAUUACUUUUGUUUUAAAGCACGUUUUGUUAUUGUUAUUAUUAUUGUUACUACUCCAGAAAUGUGCUACAUAGGUACAUAAACACUCUCGUGUCCAAAACCAGAUGUAGCAGCAACUGUUAACAAAAAAAAAACCACCCCACCCUUUAAAAGGAGGGAAGGAAAAUCAUACCAUUUCAAUAUUCAGUUUGUAUAUAUUCUGUGAUUCCUUUGGAAACUCUGAUGUUCCUAUUUAACAGAUACUGUAUAGUGUAAAUUAAACUAAUUGUAUGUGUGUUUUGAAAUAGGAUGAAUGUAAACUUAUCAAAUGUGGGGUAUUUUUUUUUUCAUGUUUGUCUAGGAUAUACAACCUUCUGCAAAUAUUUAAUUGGCCUGAGAGACAGCAGAAGUUCUAUGCUCAGUGUGCAUGCAUUUGGGGGGGCAGGGAGGGAGGCCGGGCUCAGGAUUUUGCCAAGACUGAAGCUGGCAAUUCUUUGUGCAUUUUGGCAUUUUUACAGGAAACUAAUGUUGUAUUCUGGGACAUAAAAGGGCCUGUUUGUGGUUUCUUCUGUAACUGAAAAAUGAAAAUAUUAAUAUUGGUAAAAUUACUUUUUUUUUUCUUUAUAAAUGGCAUAUGUUUUUCAACUUCUAUGCAUGUACUUUUAAAAACAAAUUUAUAUACAAGCCUUAUUUUUUCAGUUCACUUGUCUCUUCCUGCAGUUUAUUCUGUAUGAUUAAAAUAUGAAUUCUAUUUUUGGAAAAACUGUGACUCCUUUUCGAAGAUCAGGAGAGUUUUAUGUAGCAGCUAUUUUUACUGCAAAAAAAAAAAAAAAAGGAAAAAAAAUCACUGGAAAAAUGUACUUUGUAAGAAAGCUUUAUUUUUUAUCUGAGCUUGAUGUACAGUUAAAUGUGUUGUACAGUGUGAGAGGUUUAAAAAUAUGACUCUUCAUUAAAACCUCUUGAAAAGAAAA
Messenger RNA from Catharus ustulatus (Swainson's thrush), 3130 nucleotides. RefSeq names its product ETS proto-oncogene 2, transcription factor (gene ETS2). Gene Ontology annotation, cellular component: nucleus. The record is from RefSeq and is a predicted model, not a curated record. Gene Ontology annotation, biological process: regulation of transcription by RNA polymerase II; cell differentiation. Lineage: Eukaryota; Metazoa; Chordata; Aves; Passeriformes; Turdidae. The coding region runs from base 337 to 1776 and encodes 479 amino acids. The transcript is spliced from 10 exons. Gene Ontology annotation, molecular function: DNA-binding transcription factor activity, RNA polymerase II-specific; sequence-specific DNA binding.